AUGUUGAUCGCAGAUCAACAAAAUGGAUCGCAGGUGUUCGAGGAAGCUGAUGCUCGAAGCGCGGGAAAAUGGCGGGGAGAGGCUGGCCUCUUGUCGACCCCACCAAACGGAUAUUUUCCCCAACAGAACGUUGGUGCAAUUAAAUUCGAAGUUCCAAAAGUGCCUGUCAUAUUUGUACUUGGUGGACCUGGUAGUGGAAAGGUGACACAUUGUGAUAAUCUGAUGCAAGAGAAAAAGGGCAUAACGCAUAUCAACAUGAUGGAUCUUCUACAACAAUACGCUCUAGGAAAUGAUCAAAAUCGUGAAUGGCGUGAUUCUCGUGUCCUGGAGGCAGGAGAUUCUCGAAAGGCAAAUCGAUUUUGGAGCACAACUUGGACAAGUAGUGAUCGAACUAGCAAGGAUGGAACUUUAUAAUUUUUAUAGGAACGUUAUGCCCGUCGCGGAAUAUUUCGAUCAAAGCGGAAUGUUAAUAGAGGUGAACGGAGAAAGAAAUCCAAGCGAGGUUUACGUCGAUUUUCGCGAAGCGGUUUACAAAAUUCUUGGCUUGUCGAGCGGCGAAGUGCAAGAAAAAAAUGUUCCCCAACCGUUAGAAGCAGAAGUAGAAGUUGAGAGAAGGAAAGAAUCUAUUCCAAAAUCAUCGUCUCCUAGGAAAGAAGCGAUGGCUGAAACGCAAGUACCCGACCAGAUGAACCUAAACCCUGUAAAAACCGCGGACAAACCCAGAAAAGGGCUACCUGCGUUCAUCUGGGUUAUAGGUGGCCCGGGGAGCAACAAAGAGAACUUAUGCACCCAGGCCAUUCGCAACAUGCCAGGUUGGAUUCAAGUCAGCAUCGGUGGAUUGCUUAGAACGACGGCAUCGUCGAACACCAUCGUCAACGAUGCCAUCGUUUCUGGAGAAAUGGUCCCGCAGGACAUUGUAAUGCAAGUAGUGGAACAACAGAUUAUGCUGAACCGCGACACAGAUGGUAUAAUAAUUGACGGUUAUCCGAGGGACCUGAAUCAAGUACAAGAAUUUGAGAACAAGUUUGGCCAGCAACCACCGUUGGUAUUACUGGACUGUUCGAAAUUGCAACUUGGGAGAGGAAGAAUAGAUGACAACGUUUCUGCAUUUAGGAAGAGGCUGGAACUCUUUCGCGAAGUAUCUUUACCUAUGUUGAAAACUUUGGAUAACGAAAAUCGCUUGACGAUUAUCGACGGCGACACCGACGUACCAAGCGUGCAACAAGAAUUUUCCGCUGCACUUUACCAAUUAACGACGCGAACGCGCCGCAAAGAGGAAAAUGAUGUACAGAGCCCUAAACUGGAUGUAACGCGAGAAAAUGGGAACAACGCGAAAUUGAACACGACGGUCCCUGACAAUAGGGAUCAGCCGAUCGUACCAAACGGCGUUUCUAAGCAGAUGAUCGAUGGUAAAUUAAAUCAUGUCAAGGAAGCACUUACUGCUAAGAAGAAUAUAAAUGGAAUCAGCAUACAAGGGGCAGCACGAAUUGCAAACGGAUUGAAGAACACCGCGAGACAGGCUCAAAAGAACGGCGCUGCUCGUAUGCAAAAUGGCAUUGCAAACGGUACCGCGCACAUGUUGCAAAACGGCGUGGCACAUCUGGCCAACGGGAUUAUAUCGGGCAACAACAAGGUUGCACCGACGGUCCAAAAUUAUUUGCCGAACAAUACGAAGGACGCCGUGAGGAAAAUGUACAACGAGGUCGAAGGUUACCAAGAAAAUUUACAUAUGUAG
Heterotrigona itama is the source of this 1735-nucleotide messenger RNA. NCBI's taxonomy places the organism in Eukaryota, Metazoa, Arthropoda, Insecta, Hymenoptera, Apidae. The record is from the annotation of a GenBank genome assembly.